AGUCGGGGCAGCUGAGGAGACGUCUGCUGGAAAGAGCUGCACAAAAACAUACAAAACUUACAAAAUCACUGACAAAGAUUCCGUCACCUUGCCGUUUGUCUUCAGUGAUGUUAUGGGUCUGGAAGAUCAUGAGGAAGAUGGAAUUCAUCCUGAUGAUAUCAUUAAUGUGCUGCAUGGCCGUGUCAAAGAAGACUAUACAUUUAAUCCUGUUACUCCACUGACUGAUACUGAUCCAGACUACAUACAUGAACCCAGUCUGAAUGACAAAGUUCACUGUUUGGUGAGUGUAGUGCCUGCAAACAGCAUCUCCUCGAUGAAGACGGAGAUGAUUCAGAAGAUGCAAACAGUCAGAAAAUCUGCCCUCAGUUUGGGCAUCCCUCAUGUGGUUCUGAUGACAAAAAUUGAUGAUGGUGUCUGCCCACUGGUUACAAAGGAUCUAGCUGAGGUUUACAAAAGCAGGAAAAUCGAAGAAAAGAUGCAGGAAUGCAGCCACACAAUUGGUCCACCACUGAAAUGCAUCUUCCCAGUGAGCAACUAUCAUGAGGAGACUGAAAUAGAUGACAAAAAAGAUGUGCUUAUUCUGUCGGCAUUAAAGGCAAUUGCAGAAUUUGUAGGACCGCUGUGCCGCGCACGGCACGGAAGACAAAGUGACCACUAGGGGAUGAGCCAGAAACAGGCUUCAUUGCAGCUUUAAAGCAUUAAAUCCUCUAAAAACACGAAAAAAUCUA
Molecule: messenger RNA, 728 nt
Organism: Tachysurus fulvidraco (yellow catfish)
Lineage: Eukaryota; Metazoa; Chordata; Actinopteri; Siluriformes; Bagridae
Product: interferon-induced protein 44-like
Exons: 5
Coding region: 113-658 (181 amino acids)
Source: RefSeq, a predicted model, not a curated record